Molecule: messenger RNA, 1262 nt
Organism: Vigna umbellata (rice bean)
Lineage: Eukaryota; Viridiplantae; Streptophyta; Magnoliopsida; Fabales; Fabaceae
Gene: FH
Product: frataxin-like protein
Biological process (GO): intracellular iron ion homeostasis; iron incorporation into metallo-sulfur cluster
Cellular component (GO): mitochondrion
Molecular function (GO): ferrous iron binding; ferric iron binding; 2 iron, 2 sulfur cluster binding
Source: RefSeq, a predicted model, not a curated record
ACACUUUCCCUCCUCUCUGCACAAUAAAGGAGACGCGAUCCAGCUGAGAGAAGAGGCAAGCGAACGGCGGCACGACGAGCGGCGACCGAACGGCAGCCUGAUGAGCGGCGAUUGAACAGCAGCAUAGCAAGGAGACGCGAUGGCACGGUGACAAAAACGGAUGUAGAAGUGAAAUCCUACAUUAGGUCAUAAAUAGUAGUCUACAGGUGUACCAUUUUAUUUAGACUUCACCCUUGCCAAAUCCCUAAAGCUAAACAUACCUAUACUCACCCAUAGCUGAGGUGAAAAAAGCUAUGGCCUCAAAGUUGGUUUUGCAGAGAAGGCUCCUCAGGUUUUUGCAACUGUUAGCGCCUUCUUCAUCUUCUUCCACUCAUGUGGUCCCAUUCCUUUCUGUAAAAGCUUCAGAAUGCACGUCCCUCUGCAGGAAAAAUAGCCUUCUUCCCUCUCACUCAUCUUAUUCAAGAAAUUUGUGCUCUGGCAGUUUUAAUCUUGAUGAAUCUCAAGCCCCCCUGACUGUUGAUUACCGUUCUCUACUGGAUGAGAGUGAAUUCCAUAGAUUGGCUGAUUCCACAAUACAUAGCGUACAAGAGAAAUUAGAGGACUAUGGAGACUUAGUUGAAGUUGAUGGAUUUGACAUAGAUUAUGGGAAUGAUGUUUUGACUGUAAAACUUGGCGAUCGUGGCACCUAUGUAUUGAACAAACAAACACCAAAUCGACAACUUUGGCUGUCUUCUCCACUGAGUGGUCCGUCAAGGUUUGAUUGGGAUCGGGAUACCAAUGCUUGGAUUUAUAGACGGAACAAAGCAAACUUGUACAGAAUCUUGGAAGGUGAGUUGGAGCAGUUAUGUGGCAAAGCUAUCGUUCUUUCCUAAACUGUUGAAAAGGUGCCGCCAAAUCUUGAUUUUUUAUGUAGAAGACAGAAGUUAAUAAUGAUUGUAUCUUCUAAAUAAUCAGCAGAAAAUAGUUGUGAUUAACAAAUUCUUCUUUGAAGUUAUACUACCUUUUCAGUUUAUUUCUUGUAAGGAUUAUUGUUGCAUUGGGCAUUGUGGUAAGUUAUCCUACCAUUUUGGCUUCCAGUUUUGGAGGUUUAAGGAAUACUAGGCGUGCAUGAUAAAAAUGCUGAGAUGAGAAAUGGAGAAAAGGUUUCCGACAAAAUACAAAAGCUUUUACCACUUGUUCGCCCAAACUAUGCUGUGCUGGGCAAUGUUUCACCAGUAAUUUGUUGAUUAGUUAGGAGAAAAUAACUGUCAUUUUAAUUAUAA